Scophthalmus maximus (turbot) is the source of this 4467-nucleotide messenger RNA. RefSeq names its product protein tyrosine phosphatase receptor type Nb (gene ptprnb). The record is from RefSeq and is a predicted model, not a curated record. NCBI's taxonomy places the organism in Eukaryota, Metazoa, Chordata, Actinopteri, Pleuronectiformes, Scophthalmidae. Gene Ontology annotation, cellular component: secretory granule. Gene Ontology annotation, biological process: protein dephosphorylation. The transcript has 23 exons. The coding region runs from base 174 to 3050 and encodes 958 amino acids. Gene Ontology annotation, molecular function: protein tyrosine phosphatase activity.
CUCCCUCUCCAUCAGUCCUUUCCAGCAGCAGAAGGAGAAGAAGGAGCAGCCUCUCCUCCGAGAUGGAGAGCUGGUGAACGCGCAGCAGCAGUGGCUGCGGCUCUUCACCCCCCGCCCCCCCCCCUCCCCUUCCGUCCUGCUCGCCACCGCCGGUGGACGUUGCUGGAUGUACCAUGAGGUCCCCGCGGCUCUGGGCAGCUCUGUGCCUCCUCCUCACCGCCUCCUGCCGGCUGUGCGCGGCCGCCCGACACGGUUGCCUGUUUGAGAAGAAGCUGUGUCCCAGAGAUCAGCCGUGCAACGACGAUGGUUUGUUCGGACAGUGCCAGGCUCCUCGCCAGGAGCCCGUCUGGUACCAGGUGUCUGAACCCGUCCUGCACAACCUGCAGGAAGUCCUCAAAGACCUGAUGGUGCAAGGUCUCACGUGGAGGGAUGACGUCACCCAGGCAAUCAUCAGCCGAGAGCUGAGUCACAUUCCUACAGUCGGCGCCUCUGCUAAACUUCAGGAGAAGACGCCCAGACAGCCCUUCAGAUUGUCGGGCUCUGCUCAGCAGAGGGUCCAGGGCCCCGGGGACCCAGCUGACCCCGAGAUGAUGCAGCAGUAUGUGGACUACAUGAUCCUCGAUCCCUCCCGAUCCUCCGUCCACAUGCAGACGCCCCUGCUGGACCCGUACACCUACCACCAGCAGCAGUAUGGCUACCAAGAGGAGGAGGAGCGCUCCCUCAACUCUCUGGACGAUAAUCCGGCCUUCCCGCUCCUCGCCUCCCGCUCCAGAUCCAGAGGAAACCCUCUGGACCAAGAUCGUCAGCUUCUCCAAGAACUGGUGUCCUUUUACCUCACCCCCCCUUCCUCCUCCUCUUCUCCUUCCUCGUCUUCUUCAUCCUCACCCGCGCAGUCCCUCUCACGUCACAGGGGUGCGGCGGCAGCGGCAGCAGCGUCACGUUUCCCCUCGUCCUCCUCCUCGUCCUUCUUCUCGGAGCUAGACUUCCCUCUGGACUACGGCGAGGACUACGUUUCCCAGAUGUCCCAGCUCAGCAAACAGCAGCAGCUGGAGCAGGCAGGGAAGAAGGCACCGAAGGACUACAGCGCCCUGUCAGGACUGGACGAGAGCUCUCUGCAGAGACUGGCUCUGCUGCUCGAUCACUACGGCCUCGACAUGAAGGAUUUGCCCCCCGAGCAGAAAGACAACGUGCCUGUCGCCAUGAAACAGCUGCAGCUCGAGAGGGCCUUCGCCAACAAACAACCCAAAGAUAAAUUUGGGAACAAUGCUAACACAGGAAAGAAGAUCAUGGAGGGCUCAGUCGGAUACAAGUUGGUCCCUCCAGAGGCUCCGCCCUCCACCAUCAAGUCCCCCAAAGCGGAGGCGCCCCAGAAAGAGACGGUUCCCACUCUGCCGUCCGAGCAGCGCAAACUGGGCCAGAAGGAAGAGGCAGCCAAGGCGGGGGAGUACGGCUACAUCGUCACCAACCAGAGCCCCCUCAGUCUGAACGACGGGGUGCGACUGCUGCAGCUGCUGUCAGAGAGGACCGGCCUCUCCACCAGCUCCCUUAUCAACAUCAGUGUUGUCGGACCAUCCAUCACCUUCAGGAUCAGACCCAACUCCAAGAACCUGACAGCUGGAGAUGUGGCAAAGGCUGCAGUUGUGGAGAAGGACUUCCUGGAGUCAGAGACGGGCCUGAAGGUGCUGCAGGGCGGCCUUGGCGAGAAAAAUGACGGGAAAGCAUUGCCCCUGGCGACCCAAGUCCAGCCCAGGUCCCGCUGGGUGUUUGCCACGCUGGUGGCCAUGGCCUGCAUCGGCGCCAUCCUGGUGGCGGCCAUGAGUGUCACCUGCCUGCGUCACCACGCCCACCGCCUGGCAGCAAAGAAGCUUGGGCUGGGACCAGAGGGAGGCAGCUUCAGCCACCAGGAGUACCAGGACCUGUGUCGCCAGCACAUGGCCUCCAAGGGCGCCUUUGGACGCCUGGAAGCCGCUGCCCUGGGUGCCGUGGGAGGAGCGAGUGGUGGAGGAGGCGGUGGUGGUGGAGCCACCGGCUUCAGCGGAGGAGUGGGCGCAGUGGGAGGCGCAGACUCGAGGGUGAGCAGCGUGUCAUCCCAGUUCAGCGAUGGAGCCCAGCCCAGUCCCAGCUCGCACAGCAGCACGCCGUCGUGGUGUGAGGAGCCGGCGCAGUCCAACAUGGACAUCUCCACGGGUCACAUGAUACUGGCCUACAUGGAGGACCACCUGAGGAACAAGGACCGUCUGAUGAAGGAAUGGGAUGCUCUGUGCUCCUACCAGGCGGAACCCAGCGCCGUCUCCGUGGCUCUGAGCGACGCCAACACCAAGAAGAACCGCUGCCCCGACUCUGUGCCCUACGAUCACUCAAGGGUAAAACUGAAAGAGAUCAACCAGUCGAGGUCCGACUUCAUCAACGCCAGCACCAUAAUUGAGCAUGACCCCCGGAUGCCAGCCUACAUCGCCACCCAAGGCCCCCUGUCACACACCAUCUCCGAGUUCUGGCAGAUGGUCUGGGAGAACGGCUGCACCGUGAUCGUGAUGAUGACCGCCCUGGUGGAGGACGGAGAGAAACAGUGUGACCGCUACUGGCCCGACGAAGGCUCUUCCCUCUACCACAUCUAUGAGGUGAACCUGGUGUCGGAGCACAUCUGGUGCAACGACUUCUUGGUGAGAAGUUUCUACCUGAAGAACGUGCAGACACAGGAGACUCGGACGCUCACCCAGUUCCACUUCCUCAGCUGGCCGGCUCAGGGCAUCCCCACCUCAACGCGCCCCCUACUCGACUUCCGCAGGAAGGUGAAUAAGUGCUACAGAGGCCGAUCCUGCCCCAUCAUCGUGCACUGCAGUGACGGGACGGGCCGGACUGGGACUUACAUCCUGAUUGACAUGGUUCUGAAUCGCAUGGCUAAAGGUGUAAAAGAGAUCGACAUUGCUGCGACACUGGAGCACGUCCGGGACCAGAGGCCUGGGAUGGUGCGCACCAAGGACCAGUUUGAGUUCGCUCUGACCGCUGUCGCAGAGGAAGUUAACGCCAUCCUCAAAGCUCUGCCCCAGUGAAACCAGUACGAUCCAGAUCAGCCUCCACUUGGACAGACUGACCCCUGACCUCCCGACUCUCGCACUCAGACCUAACUUUGCUUUUCUCUCUAAGAUGAUGAUGAUGAUAAUCAUGAUCAUGGUCUUACUGUCAGGUGAUUUAAAUAUAAUGUCACUAAAAAAUUAUAAAUAAUGUGCUACUGGACAACUUUGAGGACUAGAAGGAAUUACGCAGGCUUUUAUCUGAUUGAGGUGUGAUGAGUUCAGGACAGACGGUGUGUUGCAUUCUCUGCUUAACUGAUUGAAUAUUAUACCAGGAGGACAAAAAGGCAUUAAAAUAAAGAGGGAAUGAAACAAACACUGGCAUUUCCAAAUCCCUCUGGAGUCCGGGUUACUUUUACUAUUUAGCCCCUUUAAACUGUCCUUACCACAAAUGCAUGUUGUUCUAGUUUAAAAAAUAUUUUUCACAAAGUCUGGCUUAUCAUUUUUUCAGAGUAAAAGGAGACCAGAACCCUAAUUACAAGGAAAAAAAUCAUGGACAAAUCAUGGUGCAAAUCUUGUGUGAUAAUCACCUGAAAUAUUAUUAAAAUACACAUUUCCCUUAUUCACUUCUUAUCUUAUAGUUUAACUCAAGAAAAAACUAAAAUAGUAAAUUUUCGUCGUGAGUUAAUCCUAACUUGUCUUUGUGCCUUACUCAUCAAAAGUCAAUGUAUGCUGUAACUUUACAAAAUACAAAAACUGCUCGGCGGGUCUUUGCUUGAUAUAUAUAAAGUUAUGUUAAAUAGAAUACGCUCAGUGUAUUUAACGACGAGUUGAUGGACUCUAGAGGGUUUUGAAUCAUUUCUGUGAUGCUUCAUAACUUAGAACACUCCUGACUCCUUUCCCAGCCUGAAUGCAUUUUACCCUGAACAGCCUGGCUGCAUGUGAAUGAGCCACUGAUUAUUUAAACAUCAGACUCUGGUCGCUGUGCUCCGAUUUAAACAGCAUUGAAACAGAAACUUAAUUUUUCCGCUUGUCUGUGGUCGAAGUUUAUUGAAGCUGAUUGGUUUUGGUGUCAGCAAGGAGGGAACAUGACUAAAAAUUCAUUUUAAAGCACCAAAAAGCAUAGAAUGUUUGAUGAUAAAAGUGUUAAGACUUGAAGAUCACUAGUUAGGUAUAAGCGGUUUUGCCAGUAAGUCAGGGAUGAAGUUGAAUUCUAAUUGUUCACACAUCUGUCGCGUGCCUUCCUCUCCUCACACAACUAACACCUGCAGAAAAUACAACCAUGCAACGUCCUUCUCUCUGUGUGCCAUUGCAUAAAUUGUUGUAUACCACACGCAAGUAAGAAAAUGAAAAAAAAAAAUCUAAACAAAAGAAAUUGCUAUUAUAUGAAAAAAAAUCUAAGCUAUUUUGUAUCUGUGAGACCUGAAAUAAAUCUUUUCGUGUUUAAGUGCUGCAA